Messenger RNA from Cicer arietinum (chickpea), 1565 nucleotides. RefSeq lists its product as uncharacterized. Gene Ontology annotation, molecular function: nucleic acid binding; zinc ion binding. Lineage: Eukaryota; Viridiplantae; Streptophyta; Magnoliopsida; Fabales; Fabaceae. The record is from RefSeq and is a predicted model, not a curated record.
AGGAUAUUAGUCCCAUAAUUAUGUUAUAGUAUUUUUUAUAACUAAAAAGAACGCCAACCUUCUUGUAACAAACCUCCGCCUCAGCACCACCGUGCGGGAAUUGUCGGGCCUCCGUCGUGCUGUUUUUCUUUAAGGAUUCAGGAAUUAAAUUGAAAUCUUAAGAUGCCGGCUACAGCAGGUAGGGUUCGCAUGCCUGCGAACAACAGGGUUCAUAGUAGUGCAGCCCUUCAAACCCAUGGUAUAUGGCAGAGUGCCAUUGGCUAUGACCCUUAUGCACCCAAUAAGGAAGACAAGGAUUCUUCUCAAAGUCGACCUAAUGCGGAGCCUGAUGCUGAGAAUGCAUAUGCCAGCUUCCAAGGGCUUCUACAGCUUGCUAAGAUUACCAAUGCUGAAGUGGAUGUGUCCCGCGGAGCUUGCAAGAAGUGUGGCCGUGUUGGGCACCUCAAGUUUCAGUGCAAGAACUAUGUGAAAAUCAAAGAUGACAAGGAGGAGAAGGAUCCUGAAGCAAUGCAGCCUCUGGGGUUGGUUGGAAUGGAUAAGUUGAAGGGAAAGGCUGAGAAGGUGGAUAGGAGAAGCAAUGUUGAGAGCUCAGAAGAGGAGGAUGAGGAUAGUGAAAGUUCAGAUUCUGAAAUUGACUCAGAGAUUGAGAGAGCUAUUGCUGAAAGGACUGGGAAGAAAGUUAGUGAGAAGGGAGGUCCUUAUAGAAAGAAGGGGGAUUCAAGCGAUGAUGUUGAGUCAGACAAAUAUUCUGGCAAAAAGAGGAACAAGAGAGGUAGGGCAAAGAAGAGGAGUGUUAAGAGGGAGGCUAGUGAUUCAGAUGAUUCCAGUGAGAGGAGGAGGAGGAGCAGGAGGAGGAAAAAGAGGGAGCACAGGAGGAGUAGGAGGGACAAGUCUCCAGAUGAUAGUGAUGAAUAUAGGCACAAGAAAAGGAAGAGUAGGAAAGAGAAGAGGAGAAGGAGAAGCCGACUAUCAGAUUCUGAUUCUGAUUCUGAAACAUCUGAGGAUUCAACUUCACGGCACAAGCGAAAAAGCAAGAGGACAUCGUCGUCAACGGACACUGAUUCAAGUGAUGGAUUUAAAGAUUCAAGGAUUGGUAGGGAUGUCAAAAAAUCAGAAAAGAGGAGACGACGCCAUGGAGAUGAUGAUUAGUGAGGCAACUCAGUAGUAAAUCAUAUGUCCAUUGAUGAUGGAUUCUGAACUUUUAUGUAUCAUGCACCUAUAUGCUUGUUCAAAUAUUGUACCUUGUUUUGGUGGAGCUUCAGUAUAUGGUUAUCAGUCCGACUUGACAAAAACUGCAGGCAAGUAUAUGCUCCUAUUUAUGGUAGUUAUGGCCGGUUCAAUUGACUAUCUUGUUACCUAGAUGAUCAAAACUAGACAGGCCUGUUCAGCUGGUUGGACAGGGACUUCUACAGUCAAAAUUGUAAUUAAAUUUAAAAUAAAAUUAUAAUCUUCUUAACCUCAAGGCGCUAUCUUAGUGAAGCAUGACAUGGUAGUGUCCGACGUGUUGCAUGUUCAAAGCCCCAUUAGAUUCCUUCAAGUGAGAUUUCCCCUUAAUUUUUUUAUUA